Messenger RNA from Penicillium longicatenatum, 573 nucleotides. Its product is annotated as AAA-ATPase Vps4-associated 1 family protein. The record is from RefSeq and is a predicted model, not a curated record. Bases 1 to 573 code for a protein of 190 amino acids. Lineage: Eukaryota; Fungi; Ascomycota; Eurotiomycetes; Eurotiales; Aspergillaceae. The transcript is spliced from 4 exons. Gene Ontology annotation, biological process: vacuolar transport. Gene Ontology annotation, cellular component: endosome.
AUGUCCCUAACUAACGUGUACCACCUGCGACGGGUCGCAGACACGUCCGCCAAAUCAUGUCUAAUCUGCUACAAGCCAUCAACGAGCGUGUUGAUCACGCCGGACAACAAGGAUUUCUUCUACGUGUGCCCCGCACACCUGCAAGACCGCCACUUCUGCUCCCCUAUCGUCGACACAGAGGGUGACGCAAAGCGCCAAAAAGAAGAGGCGAUGGCUAAAGAAAUAGAAAAAGUUAAGCAAGAGUACGAAGAGAAACAAAAACGAAAGAAAGAGAAAGCCAAAGAGUCUAGCAAGGACGAGAGAGACAAGGAAAAGGACAACUCUAAAGAUAAAGAUAAAGAUGAUUCGGACUCAAAAGCAAAAGACGAGAAAGAACGAGAUGAAAAGAUUGAAUCGAUUAAAAAUGGUGGCACUGAUACGAAGACGGACAAUGGGCCUCGGGUCUUUGCUUUGCAUAAGACUUUCUACCAGAUGCGCAUCGACCGGCUGCGUGGCAUCGAAAGGGCCAAAAGAAACCAAGAAAGGAUGAAAAAUCCAUCUUUGUUCCCAUCGGUUCCGACUCGUGAUCUCUAG